UCUCUCUCUCUCUCUGUCUGUUCUCAUCUUCUGGGGCUUGUCUUGUUCUUCAUUUCUCUCUCUCUCCUGUUGAUAUCCUUCUUUCUAUUGUGUUCUCUUCGUUUUCUCCCAACUUUCUCUGUAUCUCUCCUCUUUAUCGGGGUCUUCCGCGCUUUAGUUUAUCUGCCUUCCCUCCACUACCCAUCUUGCCCAACCUCCCCGGAUUUCUUGCUGCUUCUUCUUUUUUCUUUUUUCCCUCUUUUUCUUGCUUUUUAGUUUCUAUCUUGAUACCCAGGGGCUCCUAGACUUAAAUAGACGCCUCCUUGCUUCUUGUUUUAUCUUUCCUACCCACCCCCUGAACUCGUGUCUUAGGUUCGGGGAAAAAAAGGGGACCUCGCGUCUGUCAAUAUAUAAUAUAAUAUUCGGUACCCAGCGUCCCCUCUAAUCUCACGUCCAUUCAGAUCAUUAUUCUACUCGCCAUGGCACCGCGAGACUCUGUUGUCGUUCCCACCCACCGCAGACAUGCCUCACUAUCCUUCCGAACCAGACCCCGAACUGCGACCGUAUCGGCGGUUUAUCCAAGUGUGACGUUGGAGAAAGACGUUUGGAAUGAGUCGUCAGCGGUGGAUUCCCAAGAUACACUGGAAGGCCAGGUGCUGGAAGACAUGAACCAUUUCCCCGAACCCGCACAUAGGCGUCGUGGAGCGAAGAGUUUCUCUAACCUGCGUCACCCGGUUGACGGACUGCGAGCCCUCGGUCGUCGCCUGUCUGUCACAAUUCGCAACAAGUCAUCGCGCACCUUCCAUCAUACUUGGCACGCUGAAUCCGAGGCGGGCCCCCAAAAUCUCAAUGUCCGCGACGGUCCCAGCACCAGCCGUCGGCCCUCUCUCAACAGCAUUUCCGCAUUACAGGAUUUCUAUGUCCCCGUUCCCAUUCCGGGAAAUGGCCUGGAGCCUCCGAUUCUGCCCAAUGACGUGUACGCUGGUGCGGCUGCUAGAGCGGCAGCAGCAGCCCAGAACGAAUUGGCCCGCUCGGAGCGCAAGUUGGAUCAAAUGAGGGUUACUCUCGACUCUGAAAGUGGUAUUGGCAUUGACCUCCGUGAUCGUUCUGAGUUUUCGGAUGCAGAAUUGGAUCUGGUUCGCAUUGAUCCGGUAGGGUCUCUCCCCGCAGAGAUCAUGUCUCAAGUGCUGUCGUACCUCGACCCUGAGUCUUUGAUGAACUGUGAACUGGUUUCUCGUGCUUGGAGUGAGCAGGCCUCCUCUCGGUAUAUCUGGCGACACGUGUUCCGCCAUUCUUAUGGCCAGCGUCGGCCUACUGGUCCUCGAACCAGAAAGCAGCCUUCCCCCGGCCUUGGAAAGUCGCACCCCAACCAAGACUGGAAAAGAAUGUUCCUGGUUCGUCGGGCCUUGGAGCAACGAUGGAAGGAAGGCAAGGCCGCCGCGAUCUAUCUCCACGGACAUACAGACAGUGUCUAUUGUGCUCAGUUUGAUCAGGACAAGAUUAUCACUGGCUCCCGCGAUCGCACGAUUCGAGUGUGGGAUGCUCAUUACCCAUGGCCUUGCCGCAAGAUCAUUGGCCCCCCUCCAAGUGAUGUUCCCAACAUCGGGCCGGUCAACAACCCAGCCCAGCAAUCCGCUGGGAAGCCGCCAUUUCUCACCAUUUGCCCACCUCCCACCCGCUCCGCUGGGAUUGUCGCGCCGAUGGAGCAAACCUCUGAAUAUCACAGUGCUUCCAUUCUGUGCCUGCAGUUUGACGACGAGAUUAUGGUCACUGGGUCCUCAGAUUUCAGCUGUAUUGUGUGGGAUAUCCAGAAUGACUACAAGCCGAUCCGCCGGCUCGAAGGUCACAGGGCCGGGGUGCUGGAUGUUUGCUUCGAUGACCGGUAUAUUGUGUCCUGCUCCAAGGACACUACGAUCUGUGUCUGGGAUCGAAACACUGGAGCCUUGGUCAAGAAGCUGCUUGGCCAUCGCGGACCAGUGAAUGCUGUUCAACUGCGUGGCGAUCUUGUUGUCUCUGCGAGCGGGGAUGGUGUCGCCAAGCUGUGGAACAUUACCUCUGGUCUCUGCGUUAAAGAGUUCCCCAGCAAAGACCGGGGCCUGGCCUGUGUGGAAUUCAGCGAUGACGCUCGGACCAUUCUCACGGGUGGGAAUGACCAGGCGAUCUACCAAUUCGAUGCAAACACCGGGGAUAUGGUCAACGAACUCAAGGGCCACUCCGGCCUCGUGCGAUCCCUGCACCUGGAUAGCAUGAACCAGCGAAUCGUUAGUGGAAGCUAUGACAUGAGCGUCAAAGUGUUUGAUGCCCAGAGCGGGGAGCUGUCGAUUGACCUGCCCGGCUGGACGACCAGCUGGAUGUUGAGCGUGAAAUCGGAUUAUAGACGUAUUGUUGCGACCAGCCAGGAUUCACGCGCUGUCAUCAUGGAUUUUGGAUAUGGACUAGAUGGCGUUGAUUUAUUGGAAGAGUAGACGGUUCGCAUAGACCCUAGACGUUUGGAUUUUCGCGCGGGCAUGACGCGGAAGAAAAGUCUUUGUUGCUUGGAGUUUUUGCUUUUGAAUGAUGCGUUUUAGCUUUUGGAUUUGCUUUUGGGACUAGCGAUUAGAUAUCUGCAUUGCUUUGCCUUUUUUUUGGGGGGGGG
Aspergillus ochraceoroseus IBT 24754 is the source of this 2614-nucleotide messenger RNA. Its product is annotated as F-box/WD repeat-containing protein. The record is from RefSeq and is a predicted model, not a curated record. Gene Ontology annotation, molecular function: protein binding. Lineage: Eukaryota; Fungi; Ascomycota; Eurotiomycetes; Eurotiales; Aspergillaceae. The transcript is spliced from 2 exons. Bases 459 to 2444 code for a protein of 661 amino acids.